This is a messenger RNA of Beta vulgaris subsp. vulgaris (sugar beet), 1119 nucleotides long. RefSeq lists its product as uncharacterized. The transcript has a single exon. The record is from RefSeq and is a predicted model, not a curated record. The coding region runs from base 1 to 1119 and encodes 372 amino acids. Gene Ontology annotation, molecular function: zinc ion binding; nucleic acid binding. NCBI's taxonomy places the organism in Eukaryota, Viridiplantae, Streptophyta, Magnoliopsida, Caryophyllales, Amaranthaceae.
AUGAGAGCAAGACUCGACGCACUUCGAAACGACCCUAUUUUCAAGGACUCCUCCGGAGAAACAAAUGGGAAUCAAUUGAACUUGAUGGGACUCAUGAUGAUGGAGAUUCUGCAAGGGAAUAGGGAACGAUCGAAAACUGAGCAAGAGGAAUGCUCUAACAUGUUCAAGAAGUUCUGCACUCAUAAUCCGCCAACCUAUGACGGCAAGCUAGACCUCACGGAGUUCGAAGAAUGGCUCAACAACAUGGAGAAGCUGUUUGAUGCUACUCAAUGCCCUGACAAGUGGAAGGUCAACUUUGCAGUCUUUUAUCUGAAAGGACAAGCUGAUCUGUGGUGGAAAACUGCAAAGGAGAUGCAAGAUCAACCGAUUUUUGGUUGGGAAAAGUUAAAAGAAGCUAUGAGAAGACAAUUAUAUCCCCCGUCUCUACAGCUGCAAAUGGAGUUUGAAUUUAUUCAUCUGAAGCAGAGGAACAUGUCUGUAUUAGAGUAUGCAGUGAAGUUUAAUGAGCUCGCACGAUUCGUUCCCGACUUAGUAACCACUGACCGACAGAGAAUGAACCGCUUUGAAGGAGGCCUGAACCUUGACAUCCAAGUAAAAUUGGCAGCGCACAUGAGUAACUCCUACCAAGAACUAUAUGAUAGAGCCAUCAAUGUCGAGCGGAAAAUGAAACUCCAUGAAGAGGUGUACGAGAAUGGCAAAAGAAAAGAUAAACCCCAUAAUAGUCAAUUGAGCAAUGGCUUCAACAAGAGGCUAAACACGGGGUACUCAGAGGCUAAUCAUUAUCAAAGACAAUUCCUACAAUGUAACAAGUGUGGUAAGCAAGGACACCUAGAAAAGGAUUGUCGCCAUGGAACGGGUCAAUGUUUUCGAUGUGGUAAGCGAGAUCACCUAGUCAGGGAUUGUCCCAUACCAGACACUCGAGGCCAAAUCCGGGAGAAUUUCGGCCACGAAAGAAUUCAAGGGAAUGAUCGAAAUUUUAAAUAUAAUGGUAAUACAAGUAACAAUAACAAGAAUCCCACACGAGGAGCUUCACAAAUUGGAAGAGUAUACACGAUGCGACAGACUGAAGGUGACGAUGUUGCCAAUGGUACUCACUCAAAUUCUAAUAUUGAUGCUUAA